AUGGCAGAACAUUGGCAAAUGUCACGGUUCGUUGAGGACUUCAAGAGCACAGUGCUUCCGUCCCUCAAAAGUGGACUUGAUGGAUUUAAUGGUCUGACAUCCACUCUCUUGGCCACAAAUACAGAUAUAGUCACCAUGAAAAUGGAUUCAUUUAGGACACUUCGCAGCAGUAUUGAGAAGGUAAAGAAGAACUUGUCACAGUCAGAGGAAGCAGCAAGUACUAGGCUGAGACAGGUAGAUAAGCUCACUGAGAAUUUGACUGCCAAAAAAGGAGAUCUUGAGAGGAAGCAAAGUGAUAAGAAUCAGAGGCUAAACAACUUAAAGACCAAGUUGAAGUCAGAUAGAGCCGUGUUAGAGAUGCAUGAGCACUCCUUAAGCAAAGCCAUAAACCACAUGCGCGAAACUCAGUGGAAACUUCAAGAUCUACAAAGCAAAAAGGAGAAGGCAGAGGAAAUGCGAGAUAUUGGGAUUGGACUCGCAUUCAUUCCCAUUGUUGGGUGGAUUCCUGGAGGGAUAAUGAUUGGUGUUGGUCAGGCAGAUUUAGACCAGGCGUCCUGGGCAGCAGAGCAGGCAAAGCAAGAGGUGGAUGCGUUUGAGUCUCAGAUCAGCACCAUCUUCGGGAAGCUCUCCAGUUGCGAGAAGCAGAUCGGCCAGGUGAGGGGGGAGAUGAGUCAGGUGAGUGCUGAUUUGGAGCGACUACGCCAGGACCUGAAGACGGUGAAGAACCAGCGCACGACCGUAGCGAGUUUCCAAAGCAAGAUGAGGAGCGCCGUCAGCCUCCUGGGCCAACUGGCCGGCACGGCAUCAGUGGCGGAGGUCCAGACAAGAGUCCUUGUGCUUCUGGGUCCAGUCAUCAGCGUGCUGGAGAAUGUCAUCGACCUGGCUGGUCAGGUUACUCAGCAGUCUCUUCUCUCUGACAGACACCUGAGGGCUCUUAUUGUCACUCUGCAGCAGAAUCACCACAGGCUUAGGGCCAUUGAGGCCAAUAAAUCUGCAGACCAAGACAAUGAUUUUUAUUAGGGCUGUCAAAUUAACUGAUUAAUCUCAAUUAAUUAAUUUUAGAAAAAAUAACUGAUUAAAAAAAAUAAUGCAGAUUAAUCGAUUGUGACCUUUGACCUCUAAGGCACCAAAUCUAUGCAAAGAAACAGUGUUGAC
Molecule: messenger RNA, 1155 nt
Organism: Sardina pilchardus (European sardine)
Lineage: Eukaryota; Metazoa; Chordata; Actinopteri; Clupeiformes; Clupeidae
Exons: 3
Coding region: 1-1020 (339 amino acids)
Source: RefSeq, a predicted model, not a curated record